AUGGAAUUGAGGCAGCUCAAAGCGAUCCCACACAGUCCAUUGGAUUGGAUUUCCAUCUUCAUGCUGCUGACAGCAUGGCCACCGACGUUGCGGGCGGAACCCGAUACACAAAUAUUCCGCGUGGAUCCGCUUGCUUUACUGUCGGGAACGUUGCGCACAUAUCAACGGGCAGGUUGUGAUCGGGAGUACGUUACGUUGAGCUGUCCUCGGGGAACGAGCAUCUCGAUCGAGAUAGCGCAGUAUGGACGGAGUGGCGAUGCAAAUCUUUGCCCUGCCAGCACCGAGGAUGCGCUCGACAUCAGCAUACCGGGAACGGAAAUAGAGAUCAAAGCUCCUGAGAGUUGCACCUGGCCAAAUGCCCUGCAGUACUCGCUGUUGCAGACGGUGGUGGAAGCCUGCCAAAAGAAGCGGCACUGCAAGUUUCUCGCUUCGCCGAAAACGUUCGGCGGCGAUCCGUGCCCGGGCCAGCGGAAGUUCAUCGAGGUGGCGUACAAGUGCCGACCGUACGAGUUCCGGAGCAAAAUCGCCUGCGAAAACGAUGUAAUUCAAUUAAUUUGCAACCCAUACUCCCGGAUAGCGAUCUACAGUGCCAACUACGGCCGGACGGAGUACGAGAGUCUUCAGUGCGCGCAACCACAGGGCGUGAAGGAGGAAAACUGCCUUGCGUCGUACGCCACGGAAACGGUUAUGCAGAAGUGUCAUGGCCGGAGGAAGUGCACCCUGUCGGCCGACAGCACGACGUUCGGUAAACCGUGCCGACCCGAUUCUAGGAUGUAUUUAAAAGUUGUUUACACAUGCGUGCCUAGGAAAGUGCUGAAGGAUCGCUUCGAGGCCGCCCCGGAACCGGAUGAGCCGCUGCAGAGCGACCUCGAGCAGGACCAGGACGAGCUGUACGAUGAGGAUCAGUUCUUCCGCGAAUCGGAUGCCGUACCGCCCGGUCCGGCGCCGAAGCUGCAGGGCGGUCCCACCAACGGGCGCGUUUCGGAUGUACCCAUCUUUGCAGGUGCUCCCAGCAGUACCGUUCCAUCGCCCCCUCGCUCCAUCCAGGACAUCAUGGACGAUGGUGACUUUCCGUUUGGAGAAAAUCAGGAGAAAUUCUAUCUCUAUCUCAUCGUGGCGGUUACGGUGGCCAUCCUGCUCUGCGUUUCGAUCGUGAUCGGACGGUUGCUGCUGCAGCGACGGAGGGCCGUAAAGGAGGACGAUAAAUUCCAGACCUCCAACACCGGCGAAACGACUCUCCCGAACGGCUUCACGGAUGAUAUAUCGGAAAUCGAUGCGGACAUCGAUCUGCAGACCCCACUUCCGGUGCCGAGCGUGUCGCGGAGCGACAGCUACGGACCGUACACACCUUCGCCGGGACCGUACGGUAACCUUGGUCCUUCGAACAUUUCGCACACAUCCACCACGAUGCUGGUGCCACCGUGCUCGAUGAGCACCAUCAUGAGCACUUCGCAGCCCCCCGGCUACAUGAGCGGCCCCAUCAACAUCAUGCCAUCGCAGCUCGGUCCCAGCAUAGGUGCCAUAAGGACACCGCUGGCAGCCAUGACGACACUGCCGAGGCCCCAUCAGGCCCACGCUCAGCAACUGCCGCCCGGGUUCCUCGGCGGCAUCGGCGGAGGCUCGGUGAUCGGCACGCAAACGCUGCGGCGGCUGUCGAGCGAUCACGACGGUAACACACCGCGCAGCCUGAGCAGAGGAGCGACCAACGCCCAGUACUACUACGGAUGA
This is a messenger RNA of Anopheles cruzii, 1728 nucleotides long. RefSeq names its product protein eva-1. The record is from RefSeq and is a predicted model, not a curated record. Gene Ontology annotation, molecular function: carbohydrate binding. NCBI's taxonomy places the organism in Eukaryota, Metazoa, Arthropoda, Insecta, Diptera, Culicidae. The transcript is spliced from 10 exons. Bases 1 to 1728 code for a protein of 575 amino acids.